CCAAAAUUCGCCCAAACGCACGAUGAGCAGACCCGACCCCUCUCCACCGCGUACGACCGAAGCCCCAGCCCCCUCUCCACCGCGCGGGACCGAUUCUCCAGCCCCCCUCCACGGCGUACGAAGGUCCAGCCACCCUCCACCGCGUACGACCCAAACGGAAAUGGCCAAGUCUUCCAAAGUUCCACGACUUUUACUGCCAGUGUCUGAACAUUACACUGGUCGUGUUACUUGGCGGGGCGGUAGUUACUAUUACCCCAAAGUAAAAGCCAAGUUUGUACAAAUGCAGUUGUUGGAAAGGGUGAAGGAGGAAUCCCCUUUCAACAAUUUUUUUGAGAGAGAGCCAUUAGCGUUUUCAGGUGCUCUUAUCCAUCAACUCUUCAUGCAUAAGAUAAAAUCAGAUAAAGAUGAUGAGGUGCAUUUUUAUAUUGCAAAGAAGAGAUGCCGAUUCGGCCGAACUGAGUUUGCCUUGGUGACUGGGCUUAAUUUGUUACGUGGACCGACUGAGGCUGAGGUUUCGGAGAGGGCGACGUCAGACCGUUUGAUAGUAGAAUAUUUUAAUGGGGAUCCAUCUAUCAGCAUUGGUCGUCUGCGCAGCGUCUUUGAGAGCUGCACUGAGAAGGAUGAUUGUUACAAGUUGGGUUUGGUGCUGUUCGUGAUGGGUGUUCUGACUGGGAAAGAAGAGAAGACCCUGGUUCCCCCAUUUAUCAUUAGAAUGGUUGAGGACCUCCCUUUUUUCUACAAUUACCCGUGGGGGAAAAUUUCUUUCAACUUGUUGAAAGAUACUUGGAGUAAGGACUUCGUACAAAAGAAAAAGCAUAUGGAUGAGAAGAUUGAGAAGGGAACGACUCAGAAGGAGUCAAAGUAUUCGGCCUAUGGAUAUGCUGUAGCAUUGCAGUAUUGGGCUUAUGAGUCCAUCCUCGAGCUUGCUGAGAAAUUUGCAAUCAGAAGAUCGCAUCGCUUUCCCCGAAUGGUGAACUGGGAGAGUAAGGAUGCCCCACUCGGGAAAGAGGAAGUCAUCAGAUUAUUUGCAAAAAGAGAGAGUUUGUUAAUUCAUUGCAUUUGCUUACGUUUAUUUAUUUAUUUUAUUUUAAUUUAAGUCUAAUAAUCAAUUUGUUAUAAUUUGCAGUUGACAGUGUACUCCGUUUUAUGUCCGCGGAGUAAUGAGGCCGAGUUUUUGAGCCACGUCACUGGAGGUGAGGCGCCUCUAUUUGUGGAUAUGGAGGAAUUGGUUAUUGGCAAUGAUGGCCAGCCUACUCAGGAUAGUUUGCGCAGCCAAGCUUCAAAGCUUGCACUCACGCUAGAACAGCGAGCGGAGGAAGCUGGAAUCUUCAGAGAUGAUACACCACCACAUUCUCCACCAUCAGGGGCCCGUUCUGUUCCACCGUCUGCCUCAAUGCCCGAUUCUGCAUCUAUGCCGCAGUCAGCAUCUAUUCCCAGCACCUCACAGCCUCAGGUGCCAAUAUCUUCUGCCAUAUUGGCAAGAUUGGAGCGUGUUGAAAAGGAACAGCUUGCUUUGAAGCAAGGCCAGACUGAUAUUUUGAAAGGGCAGAAUGAGAUAAUGGGUUACUUGAAGACCCUAUUGGCUCUUAUGGGAGAUCAAAGAAGGCCCAGCACAGAGGCAGAGCCACAGCCAGACGCCGUGUCUCCAGGAGAUGAGUUCAUUCUUCCGAAUGAUUACAGACCUAAUGAUGUGGAAGAUGUACUCCAGACACCUCAGAACAUGUCGGUCACGUCCAUUGGAGAUACCCAAGAUUCAGAGGUUCAGGUUUUAGAGACCGUUCCAACACCGGUGGAGAAGAGAACGAAGAAAAGGCCAAGGUGGUUUGACGAGUACACCGAAAUGAAGAAGAAGAUGAAGCCAUCAACAACCAAUGUGAAUGUUGACCCACUUCGGCCCGUUGAUGAGAAGCUACUACAUAGUUUUCGAAAUUGGUUAGUGGGAACCAUCGGAAACAAGUAUCCGAGGGACGUCUUCACCGGUCUGUGUGGUGUGGCUUGGUUCUCGACCCUAAAUACAGACAAACUAUGGCUUUCUGAUGGCGUAAGUUUAUUAACUAAGUAUUAUAUGUUGUUAUUUACUGCUUUUUACCGUUGUUAAUUGUUUUUUUUUAAUGUUGUAAUGUGGUUGUGCUGACUUAUUUAUAUGUGCUGUGCAGCAUUUGGAUGCUGCUUUCCAUAUGAUGAGGAGGAGGCAACACUUCUUCCCGGAGUUGUACCCACGUAAGUGUACUGUCAUGCCAUCUUGGUUUACCUCAUCGUUGAGGGGUCGGUGGGAUGCUUGGAAGAGCAAUACUGACCAUGAUGGUUUUGUUUGGGAUGAGUCCAUCUUGGAACUCCUUCGUGGGGAUCCAAACUAAUUUUUGCCUUCUUGGAAGGGUAUGGAGUGCAUAUGCAUGGCCAUGUUCUUGAACGGACAGAAACAUUGGAUCGCUAUGGAGGUCAAUCUUGAGUUGUGGAAGAUAUUCCUCUUCGAUUCGAGUCUUGGAUCUCUAACGAAAGACGAACUGAAUUCGCUUAUGGAUGUGUGGUGCCCUUUACUAGCCAAAUUGGUGGACCAGUGUGGUGUAUGUGACACUCAUUACAUGGUGAUGGUCCCUCAAAUGACAGCCUCCGAAAGUCAGGU
Cannabis sativa is the source of this 2623-nucleotide messenger RNA. RefSeq lists its product as uncharacterized. Lineage: Eukaryota; Viridiplantae; Streptophyta; Magnoliopsida; Rosales; Cannabaceae. The transcript has 2 exons. The record is from RefSeq and is a predicted model, not a curated record. Bases 1217 to 2098 code for a protein of 293 amino acids.